AUGAUAUCCCUCAGGCGGAUACGGUGGCAGCGAGGCUCAUUUUUGUUAGUGUACUCAACGAAGAAGGCUUUUGGAAUGUGUCUUCCACCCGGAGAGAAGGGCCAUUACCUUCCUGCCGACCAAGUUAAGCAUGGUGCAGCUGCCGAGGGUUCCUUAACUUUACUCACAUCGAAGGAGUUGGAAGAAAAGGAAAAAGAGGACCAGAAAAAGGAGUCUCUGAAGAAAUCCAACGGAAAGUCGGCAAGGGAAGAAUCACAAGGACUCAAGAAGAAAUCCAAAGAAACUGAUCAUUAA
Molecule: messenger RNA, 294 nt
Organism: Haemonchus placei
Lineage: Eukaryota; Metazoa; Nematoda; Chromadorea; Rhabditida; Trichostrongylidae
Source: the annotation of a GenBank genome assembly